AUGCCGCUGGGAAGUCGCACCGAUUGCGGCGAUGCCCGAUUCUGCGGCGUGGAAGUGGCCUUUGCAUGCGACAUAGUCGACACGCUGCAGCGCUCGCUGCUCUGCGGCUUCGACUUUGUCCUGGCCCCCCUGGUGCAUCCCCGGUUCCGAAGAGGUCCAGACUACCCCGGUGCCUUCACGCGCUCCGACCUCCUCCUCACGGCCAGCCAAUGGAGCGGGCAGGUGGUGGGCAGCACGAGCCCCUGGAUCAACCCCGACGCGCCCCAGGACACCGCCCUGCGCUCCCAGAGCGAGGCUGCCCUGCGCCAGGAGCUGCACUGGGCGGCCCACCUGUCCCUGCAGGCCUGCAUCCUGCCAGGGGCUGGAGGCCCCAACCAGGCCCGCAUCCUGAACCAGGCCCUGCUCACCCUGACGGGCAUGGCCCUCUGGGUCAGGGUCAGGCUGGGUGGGCCCGAGGACGCGUGGGAGGAGUGGAACACUCUCCGCUUUGCCUGCGCCCACAGCACCCGACUGGGGGCUGUGCUGGAAGUGGGGGCGCAGCUGCCGUCGGAAGCCAGCCUGGCCAGAUGGAGCGGGGAGAACGUCAAGGCAAUCGUCGUGCCUACACACGCUUUCACCACCAACAAGCGUGGGUACCCUGUGCUGCCCAAGAAGCAUCAGGCCUUCCUCACAUCCAUGCUCAAGCUGGGGGUGCAGGUCGUGCUGCGAGGUGCCCCCCGCCAUACGCCCCCGGGAGGCGAUGAAUCUGAUGCUGGCUUGAAGCUUCCCAGCAACCCACUGCGGCCAUACUGGGAGUACCUGUCCUUCCUGUUCAGGAAGGGGGAAAUAGCAGCUGAGCAGCAGCCUGCAGAGCUGGCGUACCGCGACUUCCUCCAAUCUCCACUGCAGCCGCUGCAGGACAACCUGGAGAGCCAGACAUAUGAGGUGUUCGAGCGGGAUGCCACCAAGUACAACACCUACGAGGAAGCUGUGUAUUGUGCGCUCCUAGACCGAGUGCCAGCAGGGAGUGAGGAGGGCACCGCCACGGUUGUGAUGGUGGUGGGAGCCGGGCGCGGACCCAUCGUGGCGGCGUGCCUGGCUGCGGCGCAGCGUGCAAAGCGUGCCGUGCGUAUGUAUGCCGUGGAGAAAAACCCCAACGCCAUCGUCACCCUGAGCCACAGAGUCGAAACAGAAUGGCAGGGCAAGGUGACCCUCGUCCCGGCAGACAUGCGGGAGUGGCAGGCGUCCGAGCCGGCUGACAUCCUUGUCAGCGAGCUGCUGGGCUCCUUUGGCGACAACGAGCUGUCGCCAGAGUGCCUGGACGGUGCCAUGCGCUUCCUGAAACCAGGCGGAAUCUCCAUCCCCAGCUCCUACACCUCCUUUCUCCACCCGGUCACCACCCACAAGCUGUGGACUGAUGUUGCGGCCUACCGAGACACAGAGCACUUCGAGACGCCGUUUGUCGUGAAGUUCCACCGAUUCCAUACGCUGGCAGAGCCUCAGGCAAGAUGCCUGAGUGCGGUCUUCACAUUUGAGCAUCCGGGACAGCAGCCGCCAGACAACAGGCGCAGCAUCAGCCUCGUGUUCAAGGCUGCCCCACCCGGCACAACAGUGUGUCACGGGCUGGCUGGAUACUUUGACGCGAAGCUAUACAAGGACGUCCACCUCAGCAUCCGGCCCUCCACACUCACGCCGAAGAUGUUCAGCUGGUUCCCCAUCUACUUCCCCAUCAAGGAGCCAUUUGUCGUGUCGCAGGGGUCUGAGAUCAGGGUGGACAUGUGGAGGUGCGACGGCAACCACAAGGUCUGGUACGAAUGGUCGGUGUCCUGCGGCGCCCUGAGGGGAGCCAUCCACAACCCAAACGGCCGAUCCUACGCAGUGGGGCUUUGA
This is a messenger RNA of Auxenochlorella protothecoides, 1869 nucleotides long. RefSeq names its product Protein arginine N-methyltransferase 1.5. The coding region runs from base 1 to 1869 and encodes 622 amino acids. Gene Ontology annotation, cellular component: cytosol; nucleus. The transcript is spliced from 11 exons. The record is from RefSeq and is a predicted model, not a curated record. Gene Ontology annotation, biological process: regulation of DNA-templated transcription; peptidyl-arginine N-methylation. Lineage: Eukaryota; Viridiplantae; Chlorophyta; Trebouxiophyceae; Chlorellales; Chlorellaceae.